UGUGAGUCAGGCGACACUGGCGACACUUGCGUGCAGAGCAAAAAGCAGAGCGAAAAGCAGAGCAAUGUUUUGCUGUCUCGGUAUACUGCCAGCCCCACUGCAGAUCUGUAUGGGAAUGUGCCUUCACCAGGAAAUCACAGAGGAGGGUAAAAAGGCUAAACUCCAGAGCUCUAAAAUAGAGCACGACCUUUGUGAACAUUCCAGGACUGAGAUGAAUGUGGUGAAAAUCCUCAUGCUUGGAGCAGCAGAAAGCGGAAAGAGCACCCUGAUCAAACAGAUGAAGAUAAUCCACAGUCACGGCUUCUCCAAACAGGAGCUCAUCAGCUUCAAGCCCGCAGUGCUAGACAACCUGCUGACCUCUAUGAAGUUUGUUCUACAAGGAAUGGGCAUGCUGAGAAUUAACCUUGCUAACAAGAACAACAAGAUCCACGCCCGCUCCAUCCUGUCCUGCAGUCAGUGUUUGGGGGACGACCAGGAGCUGCUUCCUUUUGUGGCUCAUGCUUUCUGUGCACUUUGGGCUGACCAAGGGGUGAGAGCAGUCGCGGCCAGAGGUUACGAGUUCGGGCUGAAUGACUCGGCACUCUAUUUCUUUGAGAACAUGAGUCGAAUCAUCGCUCCCAAAUACGUUCCCACUGAGACAGAUGUUCUGAGAGUGAGAGUGAGGACUUGUGGAAUCGUUGAGACGCAGUUUCACCUAAAUGAAAUGAUCUUUCGACUGUAUGAUGUCGGCCAGCGUAGUGAGAGGAGGAAGUGGCUCAGCUGCUUUGACUGUACUCAGGCUGUAUUGUUUGUUGUGGCCCUCAGCAGCUAUGAUAGGACACUGAUGGAGAGCUCUUCUGGGAAUCGUCUGCAGGAAAGUCUUGAACUUUUUACAUCCAUUUGCACCAACACAGUCUUUAGGAGCACCUCGCUGAUUCUGCUUAUGAACAAAACUGACCUUUUCCGGGAGAAGAUCCUACUCUCUGGCAGACACUUGAGAUUUUACCUUUCUGGUUAUAAAGGAGCAGAUGGUGAUGUGGAUGCUGCAGCCCAGCACAUCGCUGCCAUGUUCUCAUCAUGUAACAGCAGUCCUGACAAACCCGUGUACCACCACUUCACCUCUGCCAUAGACACCAGUAACAUACAGGUGGUCUUCCACAUGGUCAUAGAGCAGACUAUCAAGGAGAACCUAAUAGCUGUCCAGUUGCUGUAAAAGUCUCAGCAAGGCUGUUUAGUAGUUUUUAGUUACUCAGUGCAGUCAUUUUAAACUUUUUUUUAAACUUAUUUAUGCAGCUUAAUAUAAUAAUAAAGUUCUUUAAACUGCA
Micropterus salmoides (largemouth bass) is the source of this 1304-nucleotide messenger RNA. Its product is annotated as guanine nucleotide-binding protein G(o) subunit alpha-like. Gene Ontology annotation, cellular component: heterotrimeric G-protein complex. The coding region runs from base 65 to 1192 and encodes 375 amino acids. The record is from RefSeq and is a predicted model, not a curated record. Gene Ontology annotation, molecular function: G protein-coupled receptor binding; GTPase activity; guanyl nucleotide binding. Lineage: Eukaryota; Metazoa; Chordata; Actinopteri; Centrarchiformes; Centrarchidae. The transcript has 10 exons. Gene Ontology annotation, biological process: adenylate cyclase-modulating G protein-coupled receptor signaling pathway.